Messenger RNA from Caenorhabditis remanei, 1188 nucleotides. RefSeq lists its product as uncharacterized. The transcript is spliced from 3 exons. Bases 1 to 1188 code for a protein of 395 amino acids. The record is from RefSeq and is a predicted model, not a curated record. Gene Ontology annotation, cellular component: cytoplasm; nucleus. NCBI's taxonomy places the organism in Eukaryota, Metazoa, Nematoda, Chromadorea, Rhabditida, Rhabditidae. Gene Ontology annotation, molecular function: protein serine/threonine kinase activity; ATP binding. Gene Ontology annotation, biological process: peptidyl-serine phosphorylation; signal transduction.
AUGCAGUCGUCAGAUGAAGGAGAUGAUCCGAUGCCACGUGAUGAUGAAGAAUUAAAAACAAAAAAAGAUAAAUAUAAAGUGUUGGCACUACUUGGAAAAGGAGGAUAUGGUGCAGUUUAUUCAGUUCUCCGACUAUCAGAUUCGGAGAAAUUCGCAAUCAAAUGUGAGAAUGCGAAUACUUGUCGGAAGGCACUCUACAUGGAUUGUAAUGUUCUAAAAGGAGCGGCUCAAAUCAAAAGUCGACAUUUCUGUACAGUUGUUGAUCAGGCUGCAGUCAAAGAUCGAUUCAAUUUUAUCGUUAUGAAAUUAAUCGGAAAAAAUCUUUGGGAUUUGCGAAUGGAUACUCCAGAAUGUCGUUUUUCAUUGGGAACAGCUCUGAAAACGGCGGCUCAGUGCUUGGUUUCAAUUCAACAAUUACAUAAAUUUGGAUAUUUGCAUCGAGACAUCAAACCAGGAAAUUUCGCAGCAGGACGAAAAGAAUCAAACGAACACCAUACAAUUUUUAUGCUGGAUUUCGGUUUAUGUCGUGAAUUCGUGAAAAGAGGAGAAGGGAAGCUGAGAACUCAAAGAGCUAAUGCUCCAUUUCGUGGAACAACUCGUUAUGCUCCAUUAAAUUCAAUGUUAGAAUUGGAUACAGGAAGAAAAGAUGAUAUUGAAUCAUGGUUAUACAUGGUUGUUGAAUGGACUUCCGGAGGAUUACCAUGGAGAAAAUUGAAGGCAUCUGAUAGAGAUAAAGUACUUCAAUUCAAAAAAGAACUGAGAAAUAGAGAAGAUUUGCAAGAAGAUAUGUUCUACAGUUGUCCCAAAAAAGAAUUCUUUAGAAUUUUGAAGUACACAGACAGCCUUGAUUUCUACGCAACUCCCGAUUACGGUUUCGUUUAUUACUGUAUUAAACACGCUGCUGAUGCAAAUAAAAUAAAAGAUACAGAUCCAUUAGAUUGGGAUCCAAACACUCCAUACUUUGGACCAAUCGAAGUUCCUGGUGAUGGAGCUGUAAUUGAAUUAGAAGUAGAAAAUAGAAUGUCAGCUGAAGGAUCAAUUAAUAAAACAAGAAAAGAAAAAGGAAAAAAGAAUGAAGAAAAGGAAAAUGAGAAGUAUAGAACAAGGAAAAGGGAGAAUAAGAAGAAUGAUGAAGAUGAGAAAAUGAAAAAUAAGAAGGACCUUGAAGCUGCACUCAAAAAAUCAUAA